UCUAAACUCAAGCCAAUUAAAAGAACAUACAGAAAAUCUAGAGAGAGAAACAACCCAUCCGCCAAGGAUUUCGCAGAAAUCAGUGCCGCAAAUAACCGAUCGGGAAAUGGUAGGCGCGUGGAAAAUCCUACUCGCGAUCUGCUUCACCGCGUCCCUAUUACUCGCCCAAGCGUCGGCCGGUGGGGACCACCGCGACGCGGCGGCGGCGGCGGUGGGGUGGGUGAUGCCGUCGGCGAGAUCCGGCUGCAAGGGGACCGUCGCCGAGUGCCUCGGUAACGAAGACGAGGAAUUCGAGAUGGAUUCGGAGUCCAAUCGGCGCAUCUUAGCCACCCGCCGCUUCAUCAGCUACGGUGCGCUGGAGAGUGACAGCGUGCCCUGCUCGAGGCGCGGCGCGUCUUACUACAACUGCCGCCCCGGCGCCCAGGCUAAUCCGUACAACCGCGGCUGCAGCGCCAUCACUCAAUGA
Erythranthe guttata (spotted monkey flower) is the source of this 466-nucleotide messenger RNA. The record is from RefSeq and is a predicted model, not a curated record. NCBI's taxonomy places the organism in Eukaryota, Viridiplantae, Streptophyta, Magnoliopsida, Lamiales, Phrymaceae.